GCGCAACAAACCUCCUCGAAUCCGUGAGAUUCGCAAGCGUUUCGGGCUGGCCGAGAGAUUCCUACGUCGUGGGAUCUCUUCGGGGCCGAUCCGACGAGUACGAUGUCUCCUCGUGGCAGCAAGUGUAGACGCGUCAACAAAGUGGCCGCGAAGGAGCGGCCCGUGCGCGGCCAUCGCAACCAUCGUCGCGCAGGUUGGAACGAGGCAACCAACGACACCGUCCAACAGCCUGAGAACGUCGCUCCGUCCAACGAUUCGGAUGCAACGACCACGACGACAACGACGACGACGUGCACGAUCGGAACGAGUAAGUCCGCGGUGGCAGCGUGCGAGGGUCGAUCGUCGUGGAACGCGCGCAUGCGUCAGCCCCAGGAGAGCGGCCUCGAGCCCCGUGAAAACGGUAACCAAGUGCAACGAUGGCCGGCGAGACAACGUCGACGCGAUCGGAUCACGUCGACGUCCAAGAAGGAUCGGUCGUCGGUCGAUGCCAGCAGCCACGGUGACGUCGUCGUUUCCUCUUCCACGUCUCUGCCCUCUCCGGUCCUCUCCACGGCCUCCUCCACCGACGCGUCCUCUCGUCGCUCGACGUCCCCUCCAUCGACCGUCUCGUCGCCCGCUCGCUCGACCUCCUCGACCUCCGCGUCCGCGAUCUCGCGGGAGAAACCGCGACCGAUCGAGUCGAGUCGGUACACCAUCGAUCAGGACAGAAUCAGAAAGCGGAAGCAGGAGAGACAGUGUUCCGCGAGGUCGCGCGGCGCCAGAGACGCCCCGGAGGAGAAAGCGUCGACCGUGACGACGACGUUGACGACCUGCGCGCCUACUUCCACCGCGGUAUCCUCUCCUUCGCCGUUCUCCUCUUCCGUCUCCACGACCUCGGAGAAAGUGAACGAACAUUCGGCGCAGUCGAGCGCCAGAAGUUGCCCGUCCGUCGCGCACGCCUCCGCUAUAGAGGGCCUGCGAACCGCUCUGGAAAGCUACGAUCGCAGCAGAAUCUACCUCGCACAUGUGUCCUUUCUGGAUUGGCGGGAUCUGCCGGGACGACGCCGGACCGGUAGCGCCGCGGUGCCCGACGCCGAGAGAGUGUGGGUGGUGGGGGCAGCUGAUCACGAGGGUCAUCACAGAACGCGGCUGCUCGUAACCGGUCGUCACUGGCGACCGCGUUGCUUGAGACGAGUGAACAUGCUGAGCCAGCCGGUCAUCUACGCCGGUGGAGGCAGAGGUUCCCUCACCGUGGACCUCUUCCUCUGGUGGUUUCAUCGUGAGUUCGCGGUCACCGCGAUGGCCAUGCAUCCCGAUGGCGCGGUGCUGGUCGCGGAGUGCGCCGAUUACCUACCGCCGGAAGCAGACUGCGUCGCAGCCGACGGUUUGGUAAGGUUGUUCGUCGUACCGAAAGACUGUCUCGAGACAAGGAUCGUGGUGAAAGAACUGAGAGUACGGCUCGCGAUCGGGGUCCUCACCAGAGCUUCCUACGACGUCUAUCGCAACCUAUCGAAUCCCUCCGAGGAAACCGAUCUCCUCAGCGCGUACCUGAAAAAGUUUACGAUGAAGGAGGCGUUCGCCGAUUUCCAUCGCGCCUGGCUCAGCAUCAGAUCCGAUACGUUCGCGAGAAGUUGGAUCUUGCCGAGCGAUCGAGACGACGCCUCGAUGGGAUUCACGAGCAACGGGCCGAGUUUGUCCUCGCGGGUUCACGCGUCCACCGAUCAGGAGGACGACAGGAUGCUGUUGAUCGAACUCCAGAGUUUGGCCAGAGAAGUAGGUCUGGAGGUCAGCGACGAGGAGCUGAACAAGUGGAUCCUCGACGAGGAGAGCGAGCUGGCGAUGUGCGUAAGGAAGAAGGAGCUCGAGGAGGGUCAUUGCCGCGUCAAGAUCGAGGCGGAGGAGAAGUGGCCCGAUUACGAGGCCGGCGAUGAGGACGAGGAGGAGGAUGAGGAGGAAGACGAGCCCACCGCGGAAGAGACCGUCGGUUUACUGUCGAGAGUGCUGACUUGGAUGGAAAGGGAGCCUCUCGAUCCAGGACUAUUGCUUGCCGUCAGAUCGAUGCGCGAUACCGCUUCGCUCAUGGCGAGCAAGAUGGGCCUGACGGGGACUCAUCCGAGCGGAUUGCCGUUCUUCUGCCCCAACGGAGACCACCUGACUCAACCACCGCCUGCCCACAUGGGAAUUCCACCGUACGGGACGUUGGAUGCAGGCAAAGCGGCCGCAGCGGCCGGUGAGUACUGGUCAUCAGGCAACCCUGGACAACCACCACCCACCCACCCCGAUCACUGGAAACGUCUUCUCGCCGCGGCAGCCUCCACAGGUCUGACGAGAGCGCCGAUGUAUCCCUUCUCCACGGGCCAAUAUCCGUACCCCAUGCUUAGCCCGGAAAUGACGCAAGUCGCCGCUUCCUGGCAUACACCAAGCAUGUACCCCAUCUCCCCGUCAAGCGCUGGCUUCCGAAGUCCGUAUCCCACGAGUUUGCCCAUCCCAACUUCUAGUUUACCAAGCGAUCUCUACCGCUUUUCGCCGACGGGUCUGAUGCCACCGCAUCCUGGACUGAGUCCGCACGCACACGCGCUAACGUCACACGCGUUGGUGCCUUCGACGCCGAAGUCGGACCACUCCAGCAUGGAUCACAAUCACAGGUCUUCGGUCGACCAGAAGAACGCGUCGUUGGUCGCGCCCGACAACGGAAAAGGCGUGGACUCGUCGCAACAAAAUAAUCAAGAUAAAAAGAAACCCCAUAUAAAAAAGCCUUUGAACGCAUUUAUGCUGUACAUGAAGGAGAUGAGGGCGGAGGUCGUAGCGGAGUGUACCUUAAAAGAGAGCGCUGCGAUCAACCAAAUAUUGGGAAGACGAUGGCACUCGCUAAGCCGGGAGGAGCAGGCGCGGUAUUAUGAGGCGGCCAGGCAGGAGCGCCAACUCCAUCAGCAACGAUACCCCGGCUGGAGUGCCAGGGAUAACUACGGAUACGGCAGCAAGAAGAAGAAGAAGAAGAAAGAGCGCUCCGCAGAUCCCACCGGAGGCAACAACAUGAAGAAGUGCCGCGCCAGGUACGGAUUAGAUCAACAAAGCCAGUGGUGCAAGCCCUGCAGACGUAAGAAGAAAUGUAUCAGAUACAUGGGGGAGGGAGGAGACGGCGAUGGCGAAGUCGACGGCGAAGGCGAGGACGAUCACUCGGAGGACAACCUGGGCAGCGUGGGGGAGGCAGGCACUCCCGAGGAGGACGAGUCCCUGAGCAGUCCCGGGGGUUUGUCCGCGUUGUCUAGUCUGGCCAGCCCGUCGCUGGUGUUACCGUCGCCCUCGAGUCUGGCCAGUCCGUGCCCCUGCCCUCUGACGCCCCCGGUGCCGCCUCCGCCCCUGUCCAACAAUCCUGCCGGUCAACCUCACGGGCACUCGGUCCAGCAACCGCCGCCCCAUCGUAACCCGGUCGGCACCAAUCCCCACGACAUCAACAACCCCCUUAGCGUGAACCAACUGACCGGACAGUGUAUAAAGAGUGAAGUGGUCCAGGCGCCGUCGGGCACGUCCAAUCCGGCGAUCAGUGUUACGUAGCCCCGGCCGGACCCACGUGACAAGACUGUUGCAACACACCGUGUCAUCCGCAGGGUCCGUGUACGUGUACAGACGGGAGGCUGGACGAUUGGAGCGAUCGCUGUCGCGACCUGGACGACCAGGAGGACGGAGAAAGCGGCGGAGAGCUGGCUCUUCUUCGUUUGGGAUCGUUGUGGAACGAGGAGACCGCUGAUCGUUCGCGGAGAAACGAUCGAGGAGGACCUUUACGUCGAGGUCUUCCUCGAAUACUCGCGACUCGAGCUCGAGGUGACCAAGGUGGUUCGUUCGAUGGAUCAUUCUAUCCCGAGGGAGUGGAUGUCCUUGGCCCAAGACUCCAGGGGAUUCCUUCGACGUGGAACGUUCGUUCGACGCUAAUCAAAGUGUCGUUCGAUGCUUGUAAGGACGAUCCUGUCGCGUGGACGUCACCCAGGAUUCUUCCACUGGUAGCGGGCGAGGUAAAGAGAUCCUCGGGUAAUCGUGUUCAGCCUCGCUGCAUUCGUUCGCCGGAGUAUAUGCCCAGUGUCCGUGGUCGACGGAGUGAUGGAACUGGGAACAGACGUUAACCGAACAAAUAAGGACAAAACGAUAAUGAAAAUACGAUGCAGAAAUACUCAGGACCAAGUGUCUGGCUGUAGUCACCCACUGGAGAAAUUGAAGAUUGUCAGUCCGUAUAUUAGACGAGCACGAAAGAGGGGAAAGAAUGAGAGUCGCGGUAUGCGUGGUUGGUGCGUGCGUGAAAUGGGCGAGAAGAGACGAUACGAAGGUGCGUGACACAGCUUGUAGUCCUUGUUACGUUGUGAUGCCAAUGACUGAGAGGUCAUGUUCCUGUGCCAGGUACUAUAUUCUAUAAAGUAAUUAUACCGCAGACGUGUAUAACUAAAGGUAAAACGAGCAAAAAACGAGAGAAAGCGAGUGCGUGUAUGUAACGAAAAGGGAGAACGUGACACGAGAGCGGGAGAGUGAGAAAGAGCAAAGUGAACAAGAGGAGAGAGCAACAGAUGAUGAUGAUGAUGAUGAUGAUGAGUCGUAGGAACGAGGACGAGACUUUUUAUUGUCAUUCAUUUAUUCGACCUUACGGUGUCAAAAUACCUAUCUUCUGUAUGUAAUUUGUUAUUUUUUUAAAAGUCUAUACACAAUGCGAUUAAUUAGCGUGUAAGAUCUCUUUUUUUUUUUUUAGUGCAAAGCUCGUUACUUUUAGGUCGCCCUAUGAACAAUUUCCGACACCUCUGUCCUCCGUAUCCGACGUUCGCCGUUACACCAACCUCCCGUCCCCCCCUGUACGCUUUUGUACACGCCAUCCCCUCCUGUCUCGAAAACUAUAGUCGGAAUGUAAUCGAUCCGCCGCUCGAGGCCGCCCUGAAUCCAGGCUCGAUUUCAAAAAACGCGAAACAUCGUAGGAGGUGGGUGUUACACCGUGUUAACCUUGAGCGGCCGUUUGUUUUCGCUGCAACCACGGUGUAACGCGACAGUAGGAUACCUGUUAUCGGGACUCGAACGAUCCAAAGGUGUCACCCAUCCGUGGAUCUCCAUUGCAUAAUAUAUUAACGAGCUGUUUAGGUGAAAUCUCAGGUAUAAUCUGUUCGAACUCGAGAUCGAAACCGUCUCCUUCGUGAACGAUCCACCGCGCCCCCUUCGACCUCUUUAACGCUGCCAAUCACACCUCCUCGGCCGGUCCUUCCCGGUUCCCUUUUCGAUUCUCUCACGCGGCGAGAUCGAAACCACCGAAGAGAUCGAGAAGACGCGGACGCAGCGAUCGAGACGACCGCGCACCAUUUUGCGCUUUCGUCCCAUCGAAGACAAUAACCACGGCGAAAGAGACUGUUCUAUAGCAUCGAAGGCGCGAUCGAGAGCUUCCAUUAGAAAACGCGUCUGAGAAGAUCGCGUUCGAUCGAGCCGUCGCUCCUCUACGCUUCUUCGCGAUCGUUCACGAUCGAGGCCGCGCGAGAAAGAGAGAGACACGUUGCAUUAUUUAUCGAGCGUCGUCUAGCGAUGAUAUCGGUUUUUCUUCCCAUCCCCCCCCCCCCCCAAACCUCCUUGGACGACUACGUUCCCCUGUCGUUUUUCUUUCACCUUUCGCCAUCUUCCCAUCGCCGAUGUUUCUUCGAGGAACCGGGGGAUUCAAAGCACGGAGCCAUUUUGUUGGAAUAGUUAGGCAUGAUGAUUUCGAGGCCUGAAAUUUAAAAAAAAAUGUUUGAACAGAUGAUCGAUUCUUCUGGGGCUCUAAAAUAAAACUUCCUGACAGAGAGGGAUUGUUGAUUUUAGUUUUGCAUUUUGCGAAACCCAUUGGCAAAAAUUAAAAUAAUUAAUUGCUGUUUUUAGAGUUUUGGACACUCCGAUCUCGUUUACUUUCCCUUCCCGUGAUAGAUCCGAGGAAAUUCUAUCGGGGUUAAUUUCAAUCAUGGCAGUCCAUCGAAUAGAACACGUUUAAAAUUAUUCUAAAUCCAGAGAGUCUGCGACGCACAGCUGUUAAACGAAAAAUCUUGCUAGUUAAUCUUCUCCUUUUAUUGCGCAUAGUUCCCCGUUUGCCAUUCCUCUGCCCACUCCUUAACCGCGACGAUAACGACCGAAAACGCGGGGCUAAAGAAGCAAUCGAAGAAGAAAUAAUCGAGCCACGGCCGUAGAAGGGAAACCGGAUGGAAAAUUGUUUUCACGCGUGUUCGCAUCAGGGAGCAGCUUUUGUACAUAAAAUACGUUCUAAGGUGCAUUUGUUGCGUCGAAUGGGAAAGUGCAAUGGAGGACUUUGACGACGACGAUGGAAAGAAGAGUGUUAAGAGUGUCGCGAUGUGGAUGUCACGUGUGAGCGUUGUCGAGGCGAGUAAUAAGAAAACGAAAGAAAGAAAUAGAUUGCGUGGGUGUAUGAGCGUGUGUGUACGAGUGCGUGCGAGAGAGAGAGAGAGAGAGCAAAGACAAGAAGAAACAGUUUAGCGAAGCGUUUUUCCUUCCCAUUAUUUCCUUUUGUUCUCAACUUUUUCUACGUUUGUCCGCGACCCACCCCUCGACUGAGAUAAUCACGCGAUGUCCGUAUAGCGAGAAACGUAAGAUAAGCCUGUAAACGCGUCACUGAACGGUAAACUGAACGUGCCAUAACGACAUCAUGCCAAUAUUAUCGAUAAUACAUAUUUUUUACAAUUAACGAUCCGUUUCGAAUUCGUCUGUCAGUGGUCAAGGUGGAGCACUCACGGAUGGCCCCCCUCGCGUUCCUCUCGGCUGUUUUGGCUUUUAGAGAUCCCUAAAUCGGUGACUUAAGGGGUAUAUGAGCACACGAGCUAUCUAAUUUAAAUACUGAUGCGAGAGAAUAAAAAGCUUCUGAUUCUGAAAAAUUUACUUUAGUUUCAUAAAGCCUCAAUUCGAAGAUAAAAAUUCCUAAACCCAAAUCCACAAUAAAUUUCGAGAAAUAAAUAUACACCAUAAUUUCCCAUUCGACAUAGAUCCUACAUAGUCCAAGAUCUACACGCGCCAAUAAGUAGAUUCCCUAAUCCACCUCAGCCACUGUUACCAUCUGCGUAUUCCAGAAGCUGUCAAAGAUCUUCAAAAAUCCCUUGUUUGCGUCAAAGUGGAGCGAAUCUGAUCGUCGAGGGUAGGGGGAUGAAGCGAAGAAGAAGAUCGAUGGAUCGAGACGGGGAGAGAUCGAUCGAGCAAGCAUGUACAAACACAAAGACGACCGACGAUUCACGACGAGGGGGGUCGUCGUUGAUAGCACUGACAGACGUUGGCCACAAAGAAAAGACUCGUAAAGCCGUGCGAUGUAUUAUUCCGUAUACGUGUGCGUAAUGGUUGUGUGGCUGCGUGUGCGUGGAUGAGCGUGUGCAUGUGACGACGAUGACUGCUGUACGAAGAGUCGGGUUGCGGGGGCAGAGAUCGCGGGGGGACGCUCGAUGCAACGCUGAACGCACUCAACCCUUUGCACUCCAAGUAAUUAUGCUAUUCGUUGGUACCUUAUUUUUUCAUUCCUCAGCUGUACAACCACCAUAAAAAAUGGUGGGAGUUUAUCAGAUAUUAAUCAGAAUUAUAUCCGAAAUAUUAUGUGCAUUUUAUUAUCUAUAGGAGGGAGACGUCUUUAAAUAGACUGGCCUUAGGAGUGCAAAGGGUGAACACGUUGAACGUCACUUGACGUGCCAACUCUUUGGGGCACAGUGGGAUGCAAACCUUCCCACCUUUUUAUUACCUUAAUACUCGUGGAGGGACAUUUUUCAAUCCCCCUCCCCCCCAUGAGAAAUUAAGACAAUUAGCAACGCAGAGAUUUGUGUUACCUCACGUUCGUUUGUUUACUCUUUGUUUGUUCUUUUCCCUAGCAGUACCCCAAAGAGUACGCGUUCGAAACAUCGAGUUCGAUCCGACUCCUACACUUUUCUCUAGUGAUUCCCAACGAUCCCUAACAAACAUCGUUUCGUACUCGAUCGCAGGCUCCAAGUUGAAAUUUAUUGUAAUUAAACUCCGCGCGUAGGGGUUCGAGUUCAGUUUCGUUGGCGAAGAUCCUCGAGGCACGUCGAGCCUGGACGUCGAUCGUCGUGUCGAAAUCGCGAUCGAGAUCGUCCUCCGCCCGGACUCUGCUCAAGGAACUUGGCCGUUAGUUCACUUUGCGAGGAACGUAGACGACGUCACGAGGGUGGUCCGUUGUGGUCCCCAGCGAUGGUCAGGGACGAGGAAGCUGUUCCAGCGUCUCUCCGGAGGCCCCGUUCUCCAAAAUGGUGUUAGCAUAAGCGAGCGUCACACCGAGACUGUUUCGACGCCGAGCAGCUUCCAAGCUCCGCUAAACACGGCCUACAGACCGCGCUAGACGUCAUCGAAUCGCUGAAUGAGUAAAGCCUGCCCGCGGCUGAUCGCGAAAAAUCAUUCUCAAAAAAGGAAACCGAACCAUUUUUCUUUUUUUUCGGCUCUAGCCGCGGCUGAGCUCGUCUCGCAUCAAAAUGAGUGCUUGUAAGAUAUUGUAAAGUAUCCACGACAGUUUUCAGCUGCAUUGUACAGUGUUUUCUAAGUAUCUAGUUUAUAGCGUGUAAUUGAAGAUACAUAUUACACUAAUUACAAGGGAGGAUACAUAUUACAAUUACACUAAUAAGUGAUCUGUAUCAAAUUCAUUCUCGUAUAGCCUGUAUCUCCUACUCAUGUAGACGCUAAAAGUGAUUUGUGUCAUAAAGAAACCUAUAAAUAAAAUUAGCAAUUUGAGAAUGUU
Messenger RNA from Hylaeus volcanicus, 8704 nucleotides. RefSeq lists its product as uncharacterized. Gene Ontology annotation, molecular function: DNA-binding transcription factor activity, RNA polymerase II-specific; RNA polymerase II cis-regulatory region sequence-specific DNA binding. The record is from RefSeq and is a predicted model, not a curated record. Gene Ontology annotation, biological process: regulation of transcription by RNA polymerase II; canonical Wnt signaling pathway. Gene Ontology annotation, cellular component: beta-catenin-TCF complex. Lineage: Eukaryota; Metazoa; Arthropoda; Insecta; Hymenoptera; Colletidae. The transcript has 10 exons. The coding region runs from base 103 to 3534 and encodes 1143 amino acids.